Ostrea edulis (European flat oyster) is the source of this 4274-nucleotide messenger RNA. Its product is annotated as serine/threonine-protein kinase TNNI3K-like. The record is from RefSeq and is a predicted model, not a curated record. Gene Ontology annotation, biological process: intracellular signal transduction. Gene Ontology annotation, molecular function: protein binding. Lineage: Eukaryota; Metazoa; Mollusca; Bivalvia; Ostreida; Ostreidae. Bases 399 to 1220 code for a protein of 273 amino acids. The transcript is spliced from 3 exons.
ACUCAGUUAAACGCUUGUAUGUUUACAAACUUUCUGGAAGGAUUGAUCUGCGCAGUAGUGUGAUAUGUAAAAGUUUGUGGAGGUACUUUCCUCAUACAGAAAAUUUCUUGAAAGGGGUAAAGAUCUGGUAUUCACCGACAAAGAGAGUGAUUGAGGGAUUCAGAAAGAAUCAACAUCUUACAGAGGCGGGAGAUAUACAGAAAUGUAUAGAUAGAGCCAAAACCUUUUUGAAAAACGGCCGACUGGUGUAAAUAAUCAACAUAAUACUCAAACACAAGUAAGGUUGAUUUGAACACCUAUCAAUACAGGUACAUUUAAGAAAGAAUUGGAGGGAACAGCAAUCGAAAGGCAAAGGAGAGAAUAUUACAGACAAGAAUAAUUUGUGACCUAAGACAAGGAUGACUACCAAACACAUUUAUCUUCUUGAUGCCAUUCACAGAGGUGAUGAAAACAGGGUGGUUAGACUGUUGAAGGAAGGCUGUGAGCAGUACACGAUUGAUUCAGCCUUGUGUUGGGCUAGUCGCUAUGGACAUUUGAAAAUUAUUGGGCACCUGUUGAGGAGUGGAGGAAAUACCAAUGCUAUAGUAUGGGGUGGGUACACUCCUCUUCUUUGGGCAGUGAUGUACUCAUCAAAGACAGAUGUGAUUAAGACCCUUCUUGAGGCAGGAAGUGACAUUAACCAUGCAUCUUUGAGAUAUCGUCAGACCGCACUGCAUGCCGCAGCAAUCAGGGGGAGUGUGGCCUUCACAAGCUUUCUCCUGGAAAAUGGUGCCGAUCCUGAUGCACAGGACAGGAUGUUUAAAACACCACUUCUCCUUGCUGUUCACAAAAACCACCGAUCUUGUGCAGCACUACUCAUAAAGCACAACUGUGAUGUGGAUUUGUCAGGUUGGGUGUCUGGGCGCAGUACCACGCCUCUGACCCUUGCCCUGGUACGUGGAAAUCUUAAAAUAACCAAAAUGCUGUUGCUGGCUGGUGCUAAAUUCUGCGACCCUGCAGUUUACCACUCAUACACCAUCACCCAAUACUACAAGACAGUGGAAGACAACCUGGAUAUCGAGGUUCGACCGGUGUACCUACAACAGCAGUGCAGAGUGUGUAUCAGGCACCUCCUCAAACCACACUUCCUGCAAAAAGUAAGGGAGCUAGCUCUACCUAAACCAUUGAAGGGAUUUUUAGAAAUUUCAGAACUUGACAGUGUUAAUCAGUCCAUACAAUGAUCUCGUGUACAGCUUAACUGCUAGAUAUUUUCCCAGUCUCAUCAUUUAUUUGUAUUUUAAUUGGUUUUAAUUUCAAGCUACAUGUAUGAUUGAUGAAACUAGCUAGUAAUAAUUACACAGCAGGAAAAUAAGACUGUAUACAGUAAUCAUUGUUGACUUUAUAUUCUCCCUCACUAUGUUCGUUGGCAUAUAAAUUAAUCAUACUCCAAGAUAUUUUAAAGUAGUGGUCUGGAAAACAAUAGAAACACAAUCUGCAAUGCUGUUUGUUUGAACAUUUAUUUUUUAUAUGUAUGUAAUCUAAUCCCACCGCCAAGACAAAAUAUGACACAUAUUAUUGCAUGUAAUACCUUGCAUACAUAUUUGAUUUACUGAUUUCCAUAUCACCACCCGGUUCUACGUUCUAAAUGAUCUGAAGAAUUUACAUGACCAUAUCACGUGAUACAUACACUGUACGCGCUUUACUGCCCACAAAGCACUUUACACAAACUAGAUACCCACAACGAAAAUAAUAUUAAGUAUGAUGUAUAUAUCUUUUUUUGCAUAAUUUUAUGCAUUUCUAAUCAAAGUCAGAUUUAUUGACUUUUAAUUUUUAAGGACACUUGCUAGAAACAAAAAUAUCAAUGUGUGAGUUGAUAUAUUUUUCUGGACCUUUUCUGAUUGUAAUUACAUGUAGUACAGAUAUCAAGUUUGUAAAGUUUAGGGAACUUGUGAAAUUUCUAUUUUAUUGGGGGUUUUUCCCACAAGUAAUUAGAUGUAAUGAAUGAUUAUUUUCCAUUUAUACUUUUUUUCUUUCAAAAAUUAUGAUUUACAUGUAUUUGCAUAUUAUGAUUAUCAAUAUUGUAAUUUAAUCAAUUACUUUACAAAGUAAUCAACCACUGACUCUCCAUGCAUUAUCAGGUUAAGAUAGCUCCAUCCUCAUUUCUUUAACAUUGCUUUUAAUGUUUAACUGAAAAUGUAAAUUCUUAGUUGUUUUUGUUUUUUUUACAUAAUAGUUUAAAGACUGUUUGACUUUUACCAGCUCAUAAUACUACUUUAAUACAGGACAUUUGUUUUUUAGAUUAUGAUUGUAAGCUAUUAGUGUGAAGUACUUUAGAGAUUUUUUAAAAAUUAAUAGGAGUGUUAUACAACAUUUUGUAUUGUGUUUUUCUGUGAUGUCAUAUGGUUUUUGUAAAAUGUUUAUUUUAUCAAAAUUUGAGUAUGAUAGAAAUAUAUCCCUUGGAGGAAUUUUAUUCACUGGGUAUAGUUUUAAAAGUUUGGUAUUAUUCUAUUUGAUAUUGAAAAGGUUUUUAUUUUCUUUGAGUAAUCAAUUAUUUAUAUUACAAGAAAUGUUAUCAAGGGCAAUAACUCUUAUGAUGGUAUUUUUGUGUUGUAUGUCUAUUAUACAAUGGUCAAUUGAUUUAUAAAUAUUUAUAAAGUUUCAUUUUUUUGUAAGAAACUGUUGACAUUAAUAUUUUGUCAUUUUAGCUAGUUUUUACGUAUUUUUAUCCUGCUGUUUAAUGUAAAUGUGUGAUUUUCUGAUGGGGGUGGUGGUGUUGGUACAUUGUGUAUAGCAGACUUGAACUGGUAGUACUAGAAAUGAGAGAUUUUGAAGUAUGGGCAAACACAUUUUUUCAUUUUUUAUAUUUUGGGGUUUUUCAAGAAUUUUCAGACAAUCAGUGCAAAAGUCAUUAUUCUGCUACAUGUAUGUGCCUUAAGACCACACACCCCCCCUCCCCCACCCCCCCCCCCCCCCAACUUUAAACUCGAGACCUACUUUAAACUCGAGACCUACAAAUCAGUAGAGGAAUAUUAUUUACAAGUCUUACAUGUAGCCAACUUGCCUAUGAAGUUUGACAAACAAAACAUGAAAGUGACAAUCUCUAGUCAAAGGUCAGACAUCUGUUGCUGCCAGUACAACUGUAGGUCCGUGACCAGUGACCUAUAAAAUAAUCAAUACGGGUAAUCUACAGCAACUAGUCAUGACCAUCCUGUCUGAAACUUAAUGACUAUCAGACAAACAGUUCUUUAGUUUAUAUGUAUUUAUAGAUAAGUUCGCUUUACCUAGUGUAUCAUCGAUACCAAAAAGGGGCCGGUGACAAGUUCGCAAUUCAAAGAAGUCUCCCCCUGUAAGUGUCCAUGAUUCGCGAGGGGACAUGUAAGCAAUGGAUAUAUGCUGAAUACAAGUGAUUCAGUAUUCAAGGUCUGUUAGUAGGGCUGAAACGAUACGCCCCCUUCACGAUACGAUACAUAUUGCAAUACUUAUGUCAUGAUUCAAUACUUUCAAUAUGAUACAAUUUACAGAAGAAACCAAUGAUAAUAUUGCAGAAAAGUUUAAUUACCAAGAUUUACAUUCAUAAUUUUAAAAGCAAAAUGUUUCCAAAUUGCCAAAUGGUAAAAUGCAUUUUGGCUCUGUAGUUUAAAUUGAUAAAGUUUAUUAUUAUUUUCGUAAGACUCAAGGUAAACAACAGUCUGAAUGUUAUUUAACAUUAUUUUGUCCCUCAUGCAGGUAACAAAAUCAGUCCGAACCUGAUGUAUUUUACUGAACCAGUUUAUAAUAAAGGUAUUGCACCGAAAAUUGAGGCAAUGAAUUGAACAUUGAAUCAAGGGUUUAUAUUGAACAGUAUGGAUAUUUCGGUGAAUUGUUUCAGCCCUAACUGUUAGGGCAAAAAACAGUAUGAUAAUUUCACUUAUAUAACUGUAUGAGGCAUAUAUACCAUACUUAAAAUAUUGCCAUUUAAAUGUGCACAAGUUACCUACAACACGAGAGGAAUUCAAGCAUGAAUAUAUUCUAUCUAAAACCAUUAUAUAAGUCUAGACAAAAGGAUAGAGAAAGAUGCUGUUUCUUUCGUUAGUAAAAACUGAAUUCUUUUGUUCAUCCAAGGACAGCUAAUUUAGUGUUGCAGGAAUUCUUAAGAUGAAGAAUUUUUUUUGACUUGGAACAUUUUCUGUAAAUUGUAUGAAAUCUGGUAUUGACAUGGUAUUCGAUGAUGUUAUUCCCUUGGAAAGUGAAAAUACGAGUUUUGAUUUGAAGUUUCAGCUGUAUUUAUUUAUAUAAUAUUAAAAUUGUGAAAAGAG